Messenger RNA from Mugil cephalus (flathead mullet), 1249 nucleotides. RefSeq names its product olfactory receptor 52K1-like. Lineage: Eukaryota; Metazoa; Chordata; Actinopteri; Mugiliformes; Mugilidae. Gene Ontology annotation, molecular function: G protein-coupled receptor activity; olfactory receptor activity. The record is from RefSeq and is a predicted model, not a curated record. Gene Ontology annotation, biological process: G protein-coupled receptor signaling pathway. Gene Ontology annotation, cellular component: membrane. The transcript is spliced from 2 exons. Bases 144 to 1091 code for a protein of 315 amino acids.
UUAUUUUCUUUUAAAGGUUGAUGUCUGAUCAGUGAGUGACGGAGCAAAGCUUCACAGACGUUCUGUGUAAAUAAACGAGCUGUUCUCCACAGACCAGAUCUGCUGUAACUUCAGGUUGAUUGUUCUCAGACUCAGGUCUCAGGAUGGAGAACGGGUCCUCACACCAACACUUUAUUCUGAACGGUUUCCAUGAACUCGGAGCUCUGAGGCCUCUCCUCUUCAUCCCGUUCUCCAUCAUGUUUGUUGUCUCCCUGUUGUCCAACUGUCUCCUGCUCUACGUCAUCGUGUCCCAGAGAAGUCUCCACUCGCCCAUGUACGUCCUCAUCGGCAGCAUGGCGUGCAUCGACCUGAGUCUCCCGCUCUUCUUCGUGCCCAACAUGCUGCUGAGUUUCCUGUUUGGCUGGAGGGGGAUCUCUCUGACCGGAUGUCUGCUCCAGAUGUACUUAGUUCACUUAUUAGGAGCGUUCCAGUCCACUCUGCUGCUGUGGAUGGCUCUGGACCGCUACUUCGCCAUCUGCACGCCUCUCUACUACCACCAACGCAUGUCUGCACCACGGUUCCUGAAGUUCGUGGUUCCCCUCGUGAUCAGGAACGUGCUGAUGAUCACGCUGCUGGUGGUUCUGGCUGGAAAGCUGCCGUUCUGCUUCAGUAACGUGAUCGACCACUGUUUCUGUGAACACAUGGCGCUGGUGGAACUGGCCUGUGGAAGCACAGCCGUCAAUAACCUGGUGGGGCUGCUGACCGUGUUCCUCAUCCCUGUAGCCGACUUCAUCUUCAUCACCGCCUCCUACAUCGUCAUAUUCUGCUCCGUGUUGACUUCUGGUAAAUCAGGGGGCAAAGCUCUACACACGUGUGUCACCCACAUUGUUGUGAUGACUGUCAGUCUGGUCAUCAUCCUCGUUGCUUUCCUGUCCUACCGGGUCAACAGUGGUCUCCCUGUAGCCGUCCGGGUUUUCUUCAGCACCAUGUACCUGUUCUUCCCGAGUUGUUUCAACCCCAUUAUCUACGGCAUCAGAACCACAGAGAUACGGCAACACAUUGUGAGGACGUUGACGUGUCGGCACUUGGUCCAGAAUAAUCCACAUUCCUAAAAAAAAUAGACGAGAGAAAACCACAAAGAGAUCAGAGCUUGUGUCAGUAAAUAAACAGGAAACUGGUCAGAACAUACUGUAUAUGAACCAGAGAUAGACAUAUCAAUCGAAAUAAAAUAAAAUAAUCAUAAGACAUUUUAGAUCAAGUGUCUGCAACC